This is a messenger RNA of Copidosoma floridanum, 3089 nucleotides long. It is a transcript of the gene Cul3, whose product is annotated as cullin 3. The record is from RefSeq and is a predicted model, not a curated record. Gene Ontology annotation, molecular function: ubiquitin protein ligase binding. Gene Ontology annotation, cellular component: cullin-RING ubiquitin ligase complex. Gene Ontology annotation, biological process: ubiquitin-dependent protein catabolic process. Lineage: Eukaryota; Metazoa; Arthropoda; Insecta; Hymenoptera; Encyrtidae.
UUUCAUGUGAAGUUUCUCUUUUAACUUUUUUUUUUUCCUCUCUUCUAGUAGUUCCAGUUUACUUACCUUUAAGCAAUCACACUUACGUAUACGUAUAAGUUAAAAGCUUUCAUAAGAAAACUCGCGCUUAUCGUUACAUUGAUAAGUACUACACUUUCUCUUUUCAACUUCCUAUGCUCAUGUGCUUACGCGUAUAAUAAGUAAGUGUAAGGCCAAAGAGCGUGUCAGUACAGAGUACCUAUACAGAGGGAAUCCAAAAAAACUGCAGUGUCAAGUAAAAAGUUAACUGUUCACGAGUCUUGAGUGUCCAUCAGAUAUUCCAGGCAAUCCAGAUACCGAUGCCAUGGUGUCUUCCUUCUGAUCCUUAAACAAGAGUUCCUGUAACAUCAGUUCACAGAGUUGUAUUGUGUACGUUGCCAAAGAAGAGCUGCCUUCAGCUGUCAAUGAACACACUGCAGGCCAGGAAUCGUUCCGUCGUUGUAACGGCAAAAAAAUAAUUAUCAUUGACGCAACAAAGUCAUGAUGAAGAGCCUACCUAAAAAAGAAAGCAAGAUGCGUAUCAGGGCCUUUCCGACGUCUAUGGAUGAAAGAUAUGUAGAAAACAUCUGGGCUCUUCUCAAAAAUGCAAUUCAAGAAAUUCAAAAGAAAAAUAACUCCAGUCUCAGCUUUGAAGAGCUGUAUCGCAAUGCCUAUACAAUGGUUCUGCACAAAUAUGGCGAGAGACUUUACACAGGACUGAAAGAAGUUAUUACACAGCAUUUGGUGAACAAAGUGCGCAAAGAUGUUCUGGAUUCUUUGCACAACAAUUUUUUACAGACAUUAAAUCAAGCAUGGAAUGAUCAUCAGACUUCUAUGGUGAUGAUUAGAGAUAUACUCAUGUACAUGGAUAGAGUUUACGUACUGCAAAAUAAUGUGGACAAUGUGUUUAAUUUGGGACUAAUCAUAUUUCGUGAUCAAGUUGUUAGAUAUGGCAAUAUCAGAGACCACUUGCGCGAAACCUUGUUAGGAAUGGUGGCUCGCGAACGAAGAGGUGAAAUCGUAGAUCGCAUAGCUAUCAAAAAUGCUUGCCAAAUGUUGAUGCUGUUGGGCAUCAACAGCCGCCAAGUUUACGAGGAAGACUUCGAAAGACCCUUCCUCCAGCAGAGUGUGGAGUUUUAUAAGAUGGAAUCACAAAAAUUCUUAGCUGAAAAUAGUGCAUCUGUAUACAUAAAGCAAGUUGAAGCCAGAAUAACAGAAGAAUCAGAAAGAGCUAAGCAUUAUUUGGAUGAGUCAACGGAGAAUCGGAUAGUCGAGGUUGUUGAGGAGGAACUAAUAAAAAAGAACAUGAAAACUAUUGUUGAGAUGGAAAACAGUGGCGUCGUUCAUAUGCUUCAAAACAAAAAAACCGAAGACUUAAGCUGCAUGUAUAAAUUAUUCUCUCGAGUUAAUGAUGGUCUGAACACCGUAUGUGGCUGUGUUUCACAAUACCUAAGGGAAAGGGGUCGAGCUCUUGUUCAAGAGGAACAAGAUGCCAAUACCAAUGCCGUUCUGUUUGUUCAAAAUCUUUUGGAUUUGAAGGAUCGUUUCGAACUUAUUCUACAACAUUCGUUUAGCAAUGACAAACAAUUUAAGCAAAUGAUUGCUUCAGAUUUCGAAUACUUUUUAAAUUUGAACACAAAGAGUCCUGAAUAUCUUUCAUUGUUUAUCGAUGACAAGCUGAAAAAGGGUCUCAAAGGAAUGACAGAACAAGAAAUCGAAGGUAUUUUGGAUAAAACUAUGGUACUAUUCCGGUUUCUACAAGAAAAAGAUGUCUUUGAAAGAUACUACAAACAGCAUUUGGCCAAGAGACUUUUGCUAAACAAAUCCGUUUCUGAUGAUAGCGAGAAAAAUAUGAUUUCAAAACUAAAGACUGAAUGUGGUUGCCAAUUUACAUCGAAACUAGAAGGCAUGUUCAAGGACAUUACUGUCAGUAACACAAUCAUGGACGAAUUCAAAGAACACGUCCUUGCUUGUAAUAUGACAUUAAGUGGUGUGGAUUUAAGCGUACGAGUACUAACAACUGGAUUUUGGCCAACUCAAGCAGCCACUCCCAAAUGCAGUAUGCCUUCCGCACCUCGCGAUGCCUUUGAUGCCUUCAGGCGUUUUUACCUGGGGAAACACAGUGGCCGCCAAUUAACACUGCAGCCCCAGUUAGGUUCGGCAGACUUGAAUGCCACCUUUUAUGGUCCAAAAAGGGAUGACAGCAGCCUCGCUGCUGACUGCCCAACGUCGUCGUCCGGCCGAAACGGAACACCCUGCAUCGCGCGCAAGCACAUUAUCCAGGUGUCCACAUACCAGAUGUGCGUGCUCAUGCUGUUCAACAAUCGCGAGAAGCUGACGUACGAAGAGAUACAGAAUGAAACAGAUAUACCCGAGAGGGAUUUGAUAAGGGCUCUACAGUCGUUGGCCAUGGGUAAAGCAACGCAGAGAGUUUUGCUCAAGUAUCCUCGAACGAAAGAAAUCGAGCCAUCUCAUUAUUUCUGCGUCAACGACAGCUUUACCAGCAAACUGCACCGAGUGAAAAUUCAGACGGUGGCAGCAAAGGGAGAAUGCGAGCCAGAGAGAAAAGAAACUAGAAAUAAAGUUGAUGAAGACAGGAAGCACGAGAUUGAAGCUGCAAUAGUUCGUAUAAUGAAAGAUCGUAAACGGAUGGCGCACAACUUACUCGUCUCGGAAGUUGUGGAUCAGUUAAGAGUCCGAUUUUUACCUUCGCCGGUUAUUAUUAAGAAGCGCAUAGAAGGUCUGAUUGAGCGAGAAUAUUUGGCACGCACGCCAGAAGACAGAAAAGUGUACACGUAUGUCGCAUAAUCCUUAUAAAAAGGAUUUGUACAAACAUGUAAGUGGUUUUAUAAAGUUGAUUCAACAGUUUUAAUUGCAAUCAAGUGGAAAAAUAACGCCUCUGUUUUUCCUUUGCAAAACAGUGUAUUUUUUUCAGAAAAAAAUCCCCCCGGAUUUUGGAGCUUAGUAAGCCAGAUCUUCUUGAAGCGUUACAUUAUAAGUUAUAUAUAUGAAAAAGAAAAAAAAAAAAGAAGAGAACACUGUCAGAAAAUUGAUUAUAAUAAUGAAUUUAA